GUACUUCUCGGUCGGAGAUAUUACUACGACAACAGUAGCGGGAGUUGGUGAGCAUCAUUACAACGAUACGGCUCAGGGAGGCAAGGACUGUUAUGAUGGGAAUUCGGUGGUUGAGUUUAAUGAGGGUAUUGUGGAUAGAGUGUAUAAGCAAGCAGCUGUCCCCGCUCAUAUACUUUGUGACGGUUUUGAGAUGUGA
This is a messenger RNA of Perkinsus marinus ATCC 50983, 196 nucleotides long. RefSeq lists its product as hypothetical. Gene Ontology annotation, molecular function: carbohydrate binding. The record is from RefSeq and is a predicted model, not a curated record. The transcript has 2 exons. The annotation marks the transcript as partial. Lineage: Eukaryota; Perkinsozoa; Perkinsida; Perkinsidae.